GUCGGUUUUCAAAUUGAGUUAAAAUUGGGUUGGAUUUCCUAUGGCAAAGUUGAGGAGAAUGGCAAGAGCUGAGGUCGGAGUAAAAUUGUAGAGCUGGACGCGUGCAAUAAGCAUCGAUCAGGUGUUGAGAAUUUUCGCUGUAGAAAUUGGUUGAGAAACCAUGAUCAGAAGGUUCAGGUCUGAGAGUUAUGAGUGCUGUAUGAUGAGCAGGGCGCGGAAAUAUUGAGGAAAUAAAAAGAAACCUUGCAAGUGCACUUGCGGUUGAGUGUAGAGGGCAGCCUGUGAAGGGCAUGCAGGUUUGUAAGUGCGUGGAUGCAAUGGCGAUGGCAACCCAGAUGACGAGAUGUUGGUCAGCUUCUUGGCCGAAACGGUUGGAGCUGGAGAAUGGUAAUGUGAGGUGCAUUCGGAGACAAAGACGAUACAGCCUCAAAGGGCCUAGUGAGAUUUUUUUCUUGUACAGAACACAGAGCCACUCUUUCCAUACCUACAAGCCCAAACUAUUCGCCACAUUGCCCAUGUUUGCAACUAAAGAUGAUAAUCAGGGGUCGCAGAAGGUUGUUGUAAGCGAUCUCUCCAGUAGUGGCAACGAGACAACCAUUGGUACAGAUGAAGAAGAGGAGAUGAACUGCAUAGGAACAGCUAUGGAUGUGGAGUGCGUGACUUCGUUUAAUGAGGUGGAUGGGGCUGAUUCGCUGGGAAAGCGACCUGAGAGAGUAUUAACUAAUACCGCGAGACAGACUAAGAAUGAGAAAACCGAUUCGGAAUCGAGCUUGAUAGAAUCUGUAUUGGAUACUUUGCUGUUGUUAUCGCCUUUCUUUUUCUGGGGCACAGCCAUGGUGGCUAUGAAGGGAAUUCUGCCCAAGGCGGGGCCAAUGUUUGUGGCCUCUACAAGGCUAAUUCCUGCUGGAGCUUUAGUUAUUGGAUUUGCCAGUGCAAAAGGAAAGAAAAUGCCAGCAGGUUCAUCUGCUUGGUUUGCUAUUGCGUUGUUUGGACUCGUCGAUGCUACUUGCUUCCAGGGCUUUUUGACAGAAGGGCUACGUCGAACUAGUGCUGGCCUUGGCAGUGUUAUCAUCGACUCACAGCCAUUGACAGUAGCCAUACUAGCUUCUAUCUUAUUUGGAGAGACUCUUGGACCUAUCGCUAUAGUAGGCCUAGGUUUGGGUGUCGUUGGGCUAGUUCUAUUGGAGGUUCCUUUAGAAGUGUUGCAGAAUAUACCUCAGCCAGGAGGGACUCAAGACGUCGUGCAGUCGACUAGUUCUAUUGUGCAACCUGCAGAAGGAACCUGGUCUAUCUGGGACAGUGGAGAGUGGUGGAUGCUCCUUGCAGCACAAAGCAUGGCUGUGGGGACUGUGAUGGUGCGAUGGGUUUCCAAGUUCUCAGAUCCUAUAAUGGCCACGGGCUGGCAUAUGAUUCUUGGAGGGUUGCCAUUGCUGGCAUUGUCUGUUUGGCAGCAAGAUCCUGCAAUUAGUGGUCACAUACAAGACCUGUCUGCAAGUGACUGGGCAGCGCUCUUCUACACUUCCGUCUUUGGAAGUGCUAUUAGUUAUGGUGUUUUCUUUUAUAAUGCCACAAAAGGCAAUCUGACCAAAUUGAGCUCUCUGACGUUUCUCACUCCGAUGUUCGCCGCUUUCUUUGGGUACUUGUUAUUGGAUGAGAAACUAAAUGGAAUACAGCUUGCGGGAGCUAGCGUGACUCUUUUGUCUAUUUACUUGGUCAAUAGGAAACUGGAGCCAGAUUCGGAGAAAUCUGACUGAGACUCGAGCUAUAUAUAAUUUGUGCAAUGUCACGAUUGUAAUAUAUCCAUGGCCAAGUGUGGUCGAUUCGGCCAUGAAUGCUUGGACAGCUGUGAGAAAUUAUGUGAUUCUUAUCAUGCAA
This is a messenger RNA of Physcomitrium patens, 1875 nucleotides long. The record is from RefSeq and is a predicted model, not a curated record. NCBI's taxonomy places the organism in Eukaryota, Viridiplantae, Streptophyta, Bryopsida, Funariales, Funariaceae.